AUGCGUUCAAGAUUGUCUUCUGAGUGUGUGCUCUCGCUGCCUUUUGAGGAGGUCUUCAACCUCCAGAACGGCGUUAGUGCUGAGGCCUCAAUACUCUCUUACCAUAUCACCCCUACACUGGUAGCGGCUACCUUCCAAAAGGCUAUUGAGGCUAUACUUGAUAUGCAGUUAUAUCCGCCUUGUGGCGAGGGCACACCGAAAGACAGAUCCCUAAGUCCCCAUGCUGACUCCACCUGGAAACAACAUAUCGACACCAUCAUGAAGGGCCUGGUUUCGCUUGAUGCUACGAUUGGUGGAGCACUGGCAUCAGGUCUGGCAAUCCAAAAUCUAAUGCAAAUUCAUGGGGACAUUAUAUCAGAUUGCUGGUCUUGCGACUUUGAGACUUAA
Aspergillus oryzae RIB40 is the source of this 387-nucleotide messenger RNA. RefSeq lists its product as uncharacterized. The transcript is spliced from 2 exons. The record is from RefSeq and is a predicted model, not a curated record. The coding region runs from base 1 to 387 and encodes 128 amino acids. Lineage: Eukaryota; Fungi; Ascomycota; Eurotiomycetes; Eurotiales; Aspergillaceae.